Molecule: messenger RNA, 1869 nt
Organism: Fusarium poae
Lineage: Eukaryota; Fungi; Ascomycota; Sordariomycetes; Hypocreales; Nectriaceae
Exons: 2
Coding region: 1-1869 (622 amino acids)
Molecular function (GO): hydrolase activity, acting on ester bonds
Source: RefSeq, a predicted model, not a curated record
AUGCUAUUCUCACGGGCCUUAGGUCUUGCCGUCGCGUGGUUCCUUGCAGCCAUAAAUCCAGCGCAUACAGAGAGCUUGGCUGAUAUUGACCAUGUCAUUUUAUUCAUGCAAGAGAACCGUGCUUUCGAUCACUACUUUGGCACUAUGGCAGGAGUUCGAGGCUUUGCGGAUCCAAAUGUUCAGGUCAACGAUGGGGUUCCUAUCUGGAAGCAAAAAGUCACUGCAAAACAGAGUAAGGAUACCGACUACAUCACUCCUUGGUAUCUUAACUACCUCGGGGGCACCUGGCCGGAAGCCACCCAGUGCAUGAGUGCUGGGUCCAACGGCUGGGAUGCCAAUCAAGCUGCUCUGAACCAUGGCGCCAAUGACCAUUGGGCCAUGAACAACACUCCAUAUAGCAUUGGCUACUAUAAGCGUCAGGAUCUUCCUGUCCAUUUUGCCUUGGCUGAAGAAUGGAUUGUUGGCGACAUGUAUCAAGAGUCCGUCAUCGCUUCAACCAACCCAAACAGAGUCAUGUGGAUCAGCGGAUCCAUCAAUGUCCCAGGUUCUCCACAGACAAAAGACAAAGGUGGUUAUCCCUACAUUGACAACAACGAGACACCCGGCUGUGACAGAGACGGAAUCAACUGCUACCCUCUCAAAUGGACCACAGCUGCUGAGAAGUACGAGGCUGCUGGCGUGUCAUGGAGUGUUUUUCAAGACGCCGAUAACUUUGACGACAACCCUUAUGCAUGGUUCGAGCAGUUUCAAGAUUCCAAGAAAGGCUCCAAAUUGAACGAGAAAGGAAUGAAGGGACAAUCUUUGGAUGCCUUCUUCGCUCAAGCUGCUAGCGGAACACUUCCCGAAGUUUCGUACAUCGUCGGACCAAUGCAACUAUCCGAACACCCUCCUUACUCGCCAAACGACGGUUCAUGGCUGCAAAAGAAAGUUGCUGAAGCUGUCAUAAACUCUCCCAAGUACUCCAAAUCUGCCCUUAUCAUAUCCUACGAUGAGACAGGCGGAUGGGCAGACCAUGUCACCCCUUAUCAUUCCCCCGAUGGAACAGCCGGUGAAUGGAUCGAUGAUCCGUAUGGUGAAGUUGGCCGCACGCCUACCGGCCCAGGCUUUCGCGUGCCAUUCUAUAUUAUCUCCCCAUUCACUCGCAAGGGAGGCGUUUACACUGAGCACUGCGAUCACACGUCCCAGAUAGCCUUUAUCGAAAGAUGGCAGGCUGCAAAGGGUCGUGAUGUCAAGUCAGAAGAGCUAGUUCCCUGGCGCCGUGAGAACAUGGCCGACCUUGUCAAUGCUUUCGACUUCAAAAACCCUGACUACUCCAUCCCAACUCUGCCUGAUGCUCCUGAGCCACACACCAAUAGCAAGGGCGAAUACGACGGAUCUUCGCAUUGUUUUUCUCAAUAUGGAAACGGUAGACCAGCUGUGCCUUACACCGGCGAAUGGGCUAAUAAUGACACCGCAAGUCUCGCGGAGAAGGGGUUCAAAUCUGUCCGUGGACUGUUAACAGAAGGACGUACUCUGGUCUUUGAAGCUUCAGGUCAGGCCUUGAGUGUGACGUCCAACGGCCAAGUUACCCUGACCAAAGCCACAAAAAUGCAUGAUAACGUCCCGCAAGGCUGGGUUCUUCAUGCUAUGGAUAUUGGGGGAAAUGAUUUUACUAUCAGUUCUGCUCAGAACAGCUUGUAUUUGUGCCCCAACUUGAAACUUUGCAAAGGCCCUGGCUCGGCUACUGUCUUUAUCGUCGACUUUAAACCAAGUAAGGGUCACUCGUUCAAGGAUAAAGAGUCUGGACAGUAUCUUGUCAGCAGUGCGAAGAAACAACUGGAUUGGCAGGAGACGCAAAGCUUUUGGAAAACGUUUAGUGUUACUUACUGA